CCACUGGAGGGCGGUGUCGAAUCACUAAAAACAUAAACAAACAAGAAGAAGAACAUUUGAGAGUUUGGUAACCAGGCGAGCCGCGGGGCAUCGAGCCUCCUCCAGCUACUGCAGGGCGGCAUGGCUUCUUGGGGGUCGGUGCUGAUCACCGGCUGCAGCAGGGGCAUCGGCCUGCAGCUCGUCAAGCAGCUGUCUGAGAGCAGCAGCAGGCCGGCUGACAUCAUCGCCACGGCCCGGAACCCGGCCGCCUCCGCGGCUCUACUAGAACUCUCCAGAACCCGCUCAGGUGUUCACGUCAUCACACUGGAUGUUUGCAGUGAACAGAGCAUCAGCUCAGCCCUGGGAGAGGUUCAGUCUAUUGUGGGAAACCAAGGACUCAACUGUCUGAUCAACAACGCUGCUGUUGGAUCCUCCAGUAGUCUCCAGAGUGUGACCCGGGAAACCAUGAUGAGAACUUUCGAGGUCAACACUGUUGCCCCGCUCUUCGUUACAAAGGCGUUUCUGCCACUGCUGCAGAUCGCUGCAGCCCGCUCUGCUGGGAUGGGGGUCCACAGAGCCGCUGUCAUCAACAUCUCCUCCAUCCUCGGUUCAAUCUCGAACUGUGGAGACAGCACCACCUUCAGAAACUACGCCUAUGGAACCUCCAAGGCAGCUUUAAACAUGGUGAGCCGGUGUCUGGCUGCAGAUCUGGGACCUCUGGGGAUCCUGUGUGUGUCUCUACAUCCUGGCUGGGUGAAGACGGACAUGGGGGGGCCUCGUGCCGACUUAACCGUAGAAGAAAGUGUGUCUGGAAUUCUAUCUACCCUCUCCAGUUUCACGGAGCAGGACCAUGGCGGUUUUAAGGACUACCGUGGACAGACGUUACCGUGGUAAAAUUCAACAUGGGACAUUGAUGAUGAUGGUAUCCAACUAAUAAGCCUGAGUCUUGGAAUGUUUCUGAAAAAGGGUAGCACAAUAAAUCUAAAUUGGUAAGAUUUGUAAA
Molecule: messenger RNA, 982 nt
Organism: Oryzias melastigma (Indian medaka)
Lineage: Eukaryota; Metazoa; Chordata; Actinopteri; Beloniformes; Adrianichthyidae
Exons: 6
Coding region: 121-873 (250 amino acids)
Molecular function (GO): oxidoreductase activity
Source: RefSeq, a predicted model, not a curated record